This is a messenger RNA of Lagopus leucura (white-tailed ptarmigan), 2283 nucleotides long. RefSeq names its product XK related 5 (gene XKR5). NCBI's taxonomy places the organism in Eukaryota, Metazoa, Chordata, Aves, Galliformes, Phasianidae. Gene Ontology annotation, cellular component: plasma membrane. Bases 1 to 1956 code for a protein of 651 amino acids. The transcript has 7 exons. The record is from RefSeq and is a predicted model, not a curated record. Gene Ontology annotation, biological process: apoptotic process involved in development; phosphatidylserine exposure on apoptotic cell surface; engulfment of apoptotic cell.
AUGCGCGGGUUUUGCCCGGCGCUCUGCUUGGCGCUGCUGGCGGCGGAACGCGGAGCGCGGCUCUGCACCAUCAUCCAUUACCUUUCCCAUGGGCAUCUGGGCUGGUUUUGUGGGACCAUCACCUGCCUGGUACCUGGCUAUGUGGCACAACUCCUCAGCAUCCUCUGGUUGAAGGCAGAUGGACACCCUCCAGGCUGCAGUGUCCUGGUCCUCCAUAUCCUACAGUUUGGCCUCUGGAAGCGGUACUGGGAUAUUUUGCGGAUGGAGGUGAAGACAAACAGCAGUGCAGGUACUGGGGAGAUGCUGAUGUGGCAUGCAGAUGUGUGUUUGCUGAGGCUCCUGGAAGCCCUGCUGCAGAGUCUGCCUCACCUCCUGCUGCAGGUCUAUGUUGUCGUGGUCAGUGAGCCAUCCAGCCUCAUCCCUGCUGUCAGUGCUGGGCUGUCCCUGCUGUCCCUCUCCUGGGCUUUGGUCUCCUACAGCCGCUCCUGCUGCCUGCUGAGACCUGGCCACGUGUGGCUGCCGGCCGCAGCCCUGCUCUGCCUGCUGCUCUGGAGGAUGGGGAUGCUGACAAGCAGGGUCCUGGCCCUGGUGCUCUUCACCAAGCUCUAUUCCUGCUGGGUUCUGGCUGUGGCAGGCACCCACUGGGUGCUGAUGUCCUUCUGGCUGGUGGCCCUGCAGAGUGACAUUGUGGCCCAGCCCUGCCACUGGAGGCUGUUCAACGUCCUGCUGGGAGCCGUGUACAUCUUCUGCUACAUCAACGUCCAGCCUGGUCCCUCCAAGCAUCGCAUGGCUGUGUUCUACGUGGUAAUGCUGAUGGAGAACACGCUCCUGCUGCUGCUGGCCACUGAGUUCCUGCAGGCAGAGAUGGGGCACAGCCUACGUGUGAGCUGGGCUGCCAUGGCGGGAGCUGCCCUUGGUGUUGCAGCCAUGGUGGUUUAUUACAGCCUGCUCCAUCCCAAAUCCUCCAAGAUCAGGCAGGGCAUCCUGCAGAACUCCAGCUGUGCUGCUGGCAAUGAGCAGGCUGCUGGGAACAGCUCCUGCGUGGGGCAGAGCUGGGGAAUUUCAGGAGAUGGAGAAUCGUUGCCUGCAGAAAGGACCACAGUAACUCCCAAAACUGGGAACAGCUCAUCGCUCUUCCAGCUCGAAGGGCCUUCAGAGGAUGGAUGGACAAAUCACCACCAUUGGCUGCUGGUGAAGCUGGCCUUGAAGACGGGAGACGUGUCGAAGAUCAACGCAGCUUUCGGGGAUGCUGGUGUGGGAGAGCUUUACCCUGAUGGGUGGGAGAUGGGAGCACCCCAACCUGGGGCUGAGCCUUCCCUCCCCACAAUGGAAAUCGCUCCUCAGGGCUUUGGAUUGGGUUUAGUAGAGGAGAAGACGAUGGUGGUGAGGAAUGGAGGAGGCAGCAAACAUGAAAUCGGUGCUGGAAGGGACAGAGGAGGGCUGGAGGCUGCUGGCCACCCUGCCAUCCCUUCACCUCACAGCUCCUCUGCGUCCCUAUCUGAGGGCUCCUCGGUGUACUUCAGUGCCAACACAGGUGGCAUCACCUCUCCUGGUGCAGUGAUGGUGACAGCAUCCUCCACAGCCCUGCCGGAAGGGGACAGCAAAGCCUGCUCUUCCCCAGGAUGCCUAGCAGGAGGAGGGGGAAGAGGAGAAGAUUUAUCCCUUGAGACAGCGAGCAUCAGCCCCAUCCUGGGCUCUUGUACUCACAGGCACCUGCAGAGUGACUGCGGGGUGGCAGGUCCCCCCGAGGAGCUGCGUGUGGGGACAGAGGGAGCCCUUCUGGAGUGGCAUCACCUGCAAGACACCCAUCCCUGUGAAACACGGGGGGUUGUUGGUCUGAGGAGCAAGCUGAGGCCACCACGUUUCACCUCCACCCCCAAAGCUGACUCCAAAUGUUCCCAGCGAGGACUGAGGGAUGUGGAAGAGAGGAAGGAUGUGUCUGGGAUGGUGGAGUGACCCUGCGUUGUCACCGUGGGACAGAAUUGGGGUGGCUGCUUUGCUCAAUGAGAUGCAAUAGGGAAGUUCAUGCUGACCUCAAAGGCUGUCCCUGUGUGCCCAUGUGGUCCUUUGUCACCAGGAGGUCUCCUCCCCUCCUGGUACUGCUUCUUCUCUUUCCUCUGGAGAGCAUUAGUGGAUGGAAGGGCUGAAAAGCCUGGGUUUAGGUAUUUAUUAUGUUUAUUUAACCCUAUGGGCAGUUGGAGCAUCCUGCCCUUCUUGCAUAGGUGAUGAUGUUGGGAAAGGUGGCCUUGAACAUCAUAGAAUCAUAGGAUCAUUUGAGCUGGA